This is a messenger RNA of Rhopilema esculentum, 4293 nucleotides long. Its product is annotated as TELO2-interacting protein 1 homolog. Gene Ontology annotation, cellular component: cytoplasm. The record is from RefSeq and is a predicted model, not a curated record. NCBI's taxonomy places the organism in Eukaryota, Metazoa, Cnidaria, Scyphozoa, Rhizostomeae, Rhizostomatidae.
AAAAGGGAUACGUUAAAUAUGAACAGGGCCACUGAGAGGGGGACAAGGAGGGGCAAACUGCCCCAGGGACAUGAGGUCUAGGGGCCUCAUAAAUUCCAAGCACUGAAUUUCAACUAAACGCAACAAAGUGUGCCUAAAAAAAAUCAUAAAACGCUUUGAAUGAUUGCAAGAAAUUGAACGCAAGUAACGUUCUAUCAAACUAAUUCAAAGGGCGGGACCGAAAAUAAUAAAUUAAAACAGGAUUUAAGCAUUACUUUCUUAAAAAUGCUGACGGACACAUAUAAAUUUGAAAAUACUUCAGAUAAGUUCGAACUCCAAAAUGUGUUUGAUAUGCUUUAUAUAAGAUGUUUCUUAGAUGUCAUUCCAUUUUCAGUUACAGAUACUACAAAAAAUUGUAACAAAGUAAUAAACACAUAGACAUCUACGAAUACCAAAACAAAUGAUAUGGACCAAAACAACAGGAAAUGAAAACGAGUCUGUAUUUUCGCCGAAAAGAGACUAGUCAUCGUUCAAUCCAAUGGCAGCAGCAUGAGCACAGAAAGUUGCAACCUCCACAAUAUUGACAGCUUUUAUUUGCGUAAAGUAUUUGCCUGAUGUUAUCAGAAGUUCACCAUGUCAGUAUUCAAAGUUUGCCUUUGAAAGAUCGGCUGAUAUAAUGGCAUAAUGGCCAGAUUGUAUUAAACAGUUGAAGGACGUCUGGUAGGAACUCCAGUGCUAAGCAUGAAUGCGGAUGAUGCAUUUCGCUACCUUAAGCCAUUGUGUAUACAAGUUGCACAGCAACCCACUGUCAGGAGCCUUAAUAAUCUAAGAGUGGGCUUGCAAUCUGUUGAGAGAAGCCUCCUCAAUGAAAAAGGCAUGGCUGAAUAUAUCAUAUUUCCAUUGAAGCUAACCAUCCAAAGAAUAGACAGAAAGAAUGAAAACUUGCUCAUAAAGACUCUAGAGUGUAUGGCAAUUGUGUUUGAAAUGGUAAUCACGAAGUCCGAGGUACUCUUUAUGGAAAUGUUUGAUAUUUUUUGUGUUCUUUUGAGCUCAAUGAAACAACCAAAUGGAAAGGAGAUGAUUGCAUUAAUACCAGAGGAGGUCAAACUAAGUAUUACAGUGUGCAUCACCAACUUGCUACAAAAUUCAUGCAAGAAAGUUCUUGUAUGUUUGUUUAACAAAGGAAUGCUCCCAAGACUUGGGCAUGCAGUUUCUUUGCUUCUGGCUCUUUUAGAAUACGAGGUCGAGAGAAAUCUUAGACUGAAAGCCUUGGAAUGUCUGGGUUAUCUUACACUUAAACAUAAAGCAUUGAAUGAACCAGAACUUCAAAUGAUAAGUGAUGUUUUCUGUAGCUUCAUUCCAGGAAUUUCUUUGUCAUUUAGCAGAAUUUUAACAGAUCAAGUAAAUGUAGGACAGAACCUUGUGGCUGCUAUCACUGAAUCCUUCAAAGAUUUUGUUACUUUGGUGAUGAGUGACUCGAAAUUUAGUUUUGUAAAAAGUACUGAAAUUAAAGAUAGCUUAUUCCAAAGGAUGCAUGAAAUUCAACAAAACAGCACUUUAGAAAAGAAAACAGGCCAUACACCUAGAGUUGAAAGGCAGAGAAAUGAUAUCAUGGUUCAGAGAAAUGAUGAUUGGAUGAAAGAAACUUCAUCAAAGUUGCACAUUUUGAUUGAAAAAGUUAUUCAUAGGGUGGCAUGUGACUCAAGUUUCAAAGUUAGGCAGGCAGCCAUUGUAUUUGCAGAGACAAUAAUUUUAGAGUGUAGUAUCUCAAUGAGCUCAUGUACACCUGUCCUUCUGGAGAUAUUAGCAAGUAUGCAGAAUGAUGAGCACGAAAAGGUUUCCACAGAAGUUGGUAAAGCAAUAAAGAAAGUUCAAACUAUCAUUGAGAAAGAUGGAGGCUCAUUAUUCACAUUCAUCGAAGGAAAGCUUUAUGAAAAGUUGUUGGCUCUGCCUAGAAUAAUGAGAGGAGCAGAUGAUGAUCAAAAACUGAUGGUUCUGAAUAUAAUUGCUGGCUAUUUCAAUCUCCUUGAAAGUCAAAUAUCCAAAGUUUUAAACUCGGUGGUUAUGUUAGAAAAAAUAAUCAAAUCUUUCAUUCAGAUAUUGGAACUUGACACAAAUGAUGUAAAAAUUGUGGAAGAAAGAAACACUAUAUCGUCAGAAGAACUGGUCAGUAACAAGUAUUAUGAUGGCACAAACCACACUGAUGCUGAGUUAUAUCGUUUUAAAAAUUUCAAAGACCCUAGAAUUUUCUCGAUGAUAAGAAAGAUUUGCUUGGCAAUAGGCACAUUUUCAGAUCUUCAAAUCAUUUUAGAUUAUCUUCUGGACAAAUUUGUUUCUUCACCACAUCAAAGAAAGGAAAAUGUUAUUCUUCUGAACGAAAUUUUGUAUUCCAGACAUGAUUCAAAAACAAAGACUAUAUGUAAUUCUGUUAUAGAGCAAGUGUUGUCAACAUUUUUUCGUGAAGAAUUCUGGUAUUUGCCAACCACAAAUGUCAUAUCUGCGGAUAUUGGAGAAAAGGGUGUUCUUGAGUACCAGUUAGGUCUGAUGAAAGCAGAAAAGAAUAGCAAAGACCUUAUUUACUGGGAGCAAGGGAUACCUGUCACACAGAUUAAUAGUAAUAUUCAGUUGAUUUGUCUUAUGUUAAAUGGAGUUUCUGUCUGCUCUGGGGUAAUGAUGGAAAAGUUUAAUGUUUAUCUUAUCAAAGUUUUAUAUCCAGUUCUGGAGAAACUUGGUGACCAAAAUGCCCAAAUUGCAAGAUGUGCACAAAAUGCUCUAGAUAUUGUUAGUCACAACUGUGGGGAGAAAUCCAUUGCCACCCUGUUGUUAAAGAAUGCUGAUUAUCUUGUUAAUUCUGUAUCAUUGAGUUUGAGGAAUUUAACUUUGUUUUCAUCCGCACCCAGUGUGCUAUCUAUGAUGCUGGUUUAUUCUAAUGUGGAGAUUUUGUCAAUUGUUGCUGAUGUCAUACAGGAUGUGUUCAACUGCCUUGACUUUUAUCAAGAGGAAGUGACAUUUUCAUUAAUGAAAGUUUUAAAGAGUUUUGUUUCAUCAGUAAAUACUUGGUUUGGAGAUGAGUUGACUAAGGAGAAAGGCGGACAGGAACAUGAAUAUCAAAAGGCUUGUAGAGACUUGUUAAGUCCAAAGGAUGUUAAAUGUUUUCUUGAAGACUAUUGUAAGUUGAAACUUGAAGCUCUUGGGAAUUUUGAUGAUGACAUUGGUGAGGAAGUAACUGUUGAUGCACAAAGUCUAGUGGAUGAUUUGAAUGAUAAAGCUCAGGAUAACAAAGAAGAAAAAAAGAAGAUUCCCCUGCAUUAUCAAACUACCUUAAUGGCUUUAGAAAAAUGUCAGCAUUUCCUGCCAUCAAAAGAUACAAGGUUAAAACUUCUGAUACUUGAUGUAAUUGAAGUGAGUGUUCAAGCUUUGAAAAGCCAACAAAAUGAUUUGCUGCCAGCUCUUCACAAGAUAUGGCCUGCAGUUGCUGCAAGGAUAAAGGAUCCCAACCAGGUCAUUGCUACGAGGACUUUAGAGGUUAUUUGUACCAUUAUUGGUUGUUCUGGUGAUUUUCUGAGGCAGAGGGUGAGAAAAGAGAUUUUCCCAUUUGCAAUGGAAUUUCUGAAGAAGGAAAUAUCAUCCAGUUUGAAAAGAAGCAACAGCUAUAAAUUUAGCUCUACUUUCAAGUUACAGAGAAGACUUCUGAGUGUUAUUGGAAGUAUUGUAGAGAACCUUGGCUUGCCAGAUGAAGAACUUAUUGAUGUAAUCUCAGUUUGUUCAAAGUAUUUGGAUUGUAGGCAACCAGAAGUUCUUCAAAUGGUAAAAAUCAAUCAAUAUUAUCCAGUUAUAAUUCUGUUAGAUAGUUAAAGAGGGCAAAAAUAUAAAUUUCUAAUUAGGUAGCUUCCUACAUCAUCUAUGUGCAAUUCAUAUUCCUAAUGCCUCCAAUUUUAUAAAACUUGUGUAGACAGUAGUUUAAUAGUUGCCUGAAAAUCACUGAUUUAUGCUGAAAUGCUGAAAAUCACUGAUAUUUGCGUCUUAAAGCAAUCCUGUUCUAUACACCAAAGCUUGUACAGAUCUGGCUUGAAGUAGCUAGCACUUUAAGGCAGAAACAAUGAUUAUAUGUUAUGGUUAUACAAUGAUUAUAUGGGCCCUAAAAUAUAUACUCCUAUUGUUCUGUAAUUUUUUCUAUUGUUUCUAUAUUAUUGGAUGCAUGCAACAGGAGGAAAACACUAAGUGUGAUAGAUAUUGUACAAAAAGGUAUUAGCCACCAGGGAAGUUCUCAAACAAUUUUUGUCAAUUUUUAUGUGUUUGUGUGCUGAAAUCAUC